AUGCUAGCCGCGAUAGCAGCCAUCACGACCGUCACCGCCCAAAACGCCACGCUCCGGUACAUGCCGUUCGGCGACUCUAUCACUGAGAUCAUCUGCUGGCGGUCCAAGCUGUGGAACAAGCUGCAGACGACUGAGUGGGCAAAGGUCGACUUUGUGGGGUCGGGCAAGGGCGAGAACAACUGCCGCGACACCAAGUACGACUACAAUAACGAGGGCCACUCGGGCUUCCUGGCCAUCAACAUUGCCAACCAGAAGCAGCUAGUCGGCUGGCUGCAAAAGAACCCGGCCGAUGUGAUCACGAUGCACCUGGGCACCAACGACAUUGUGCAGCAGAACAAGAACAUUGCCGACAUCACAGCCGCCUUUACCACGCUCGUCCAGCAGAUGCGCGACCAUAACCCACGCAUCAAGAUUGUCGUUGCACAAAUCAUUCCCCUCGGCAUGGGCAACUACAACUCCAAGGUGCAGCAGCUCAACGCCGCCAUCCCCGGCUGGGCGGCGCAGCAGAACAAGACCGAGUCGCCCAUCUGGGUCGUCGAUCAGUAUACGGGCUACAGCGGGACUAGUGACAACCGCGACGGCGUGCAUCCCAACGACAGCGGUGAUACCAAGAUGAUGAAUAUUUGGUACCCGGCGCUCGUCAAGGCGUUUGAAGCGGCGCGGGCCGACAAGCAGCAACUGUUUUGA
Molecule: messenger RNA, 687 nt
Organism: Lasiosphaeria miniovina
Lineage: Eukaryota; Fungi; Ascomycota; Sordariomycetes; Sordariales; Lasiosphaeriaceae
Product: SGNH hydrolase-type esterase domain-containing protein
Exons: 2
Coding region: 1-687 (228 amino acids)
Molecular function (GO): phosphatidylcholine lysophospholipase A1 activity
Source: RefSeq, a predicted model, not a curated record